AAGCAAGACUCAUUAGAGAGGACGGACCACUUUCUACACGAGACGAGCGUACACAACGCCAGCCUGAUGGAGUGUAGUCGAGGUAAACCAUUACAAAUGUUGAAAACAUGUCUGCAGGAUCGACUAAUGGAGGCAGCUGAUGAAAUAUUCGCGCUGUUUGAAAGAACAGUGGCGUCGUACGAGGAAGAACUCUCUCGGACAAAAGAGAAGGAGCGACAACUGCAAGCUGCUGGCGAGACUCAAACAGUGUUACACAUUAAAGACUUCCACCAGUUGACUAGUUGUCAAGAAGAACGUCCUUUGAAGCCACAGGGGGGGAGCCCCACUUUAAAACAGGGGGACCUAAAUCCCCCCCACAUUAAAGAGGAAGAGGAGGAACUCUCGACCACUCAAGGAGCAGAGUGUCUUCAAUGGCCAAAUGAGGCCAAUCUCACCAACUUGCCAUUGACUAUUGUCCCUGUGAAGAUCGAAGAUCAUGAAGACAAACCUCCUGAGCUCUCACAUUGUCAUCACAGUCUAAGUGAGGAGAACAAUGGGGAAGAGCCUCCCAGUAACAGCUUAACACAAUACAUGACAGGAGCUGAUGGAGACCAUCAUGAAGAGUCACAACCAGAUAAUCUCAUAGCUCCAGUAUCAGAUAAUGAUGACAGAACACCACUCUACUCUACCGUAUCUGACGAUGAAGGUGUCAACAACGCUCAAGAAGUAUUGGGCACCAAUAUAGACUGCGAAGACAUCAUUGAUGAAAAUCUUUCCCCUGAGAAGCAGCAGUGGAGAUCCAGGGUGACACAGGAGGAGCCACAUUCUCACCACAACAAAGAGGAAGAGAAGGAGCCACAGCAUUCCCAUAUUAAAGUAGAAGAGGGGGAGCCACAACCUCCGCAUAGCAAAAUGGAAAAGACAGAGCCACAACCCCUACAAAUCAAAAAGGAGGAGGAGCCACUAAUUAAAGAAGAAAAUGAAGAACACAGCAUCAGUCAGAAGGGAGAGUAUCUUGAAGGACCAGAGCAGUUUCCAGUGAUUAAUGUCAUUAUUAAGAGUGAAGAUGAAGACUACAAAAGUGAGGAGAAGAAAGAGGUAGAGCCUCCGAGGAACAACUCACCUCAACAGAUGACAACAAAUGCUGAUGUAGAUCAGUGUGGGGGAUCACAAGCAGACAACCUCUUCGCUCCACUAUCUGAUAGUGAUGUAACAUGUCACACUGACAUUGACAACACACGCUGGAAAUGCUCUCAAUGUGACAAAGCCUUCAGUGAGCGUCGUUACUUGAAUAGACACAUGAGAGUACACACAGGAGAAAAACCUUAUUGCUGUUCAGUUUGUGGUUUGUGUUUUGUACAAAAUCAAGAUUUGAAAAUGCACAUGAGAACACACACUGGAGAGAAACCAUUCACCUGCUCAGUAUGCAACAAAAGAUUCUCCCAAAAGAGUUGCAUGAAAAGACACACAAGAACGCAUACUGGAGAAAAACCGUACUCCUGCUCAGUCUGUAAGAAAGGUUUUAAUGAAAGUUCGGCAUUAGUUAAUCACACAAGAAUGCACACUGGCGAGAAACCUUUUUCUUGUUUAGUCUGUGGUAAAAAAUUCUCUCGAAAUGAACGUUUGACAAGACACACAAGAAUACACACUGGAGAGAAACCGUUUCCUUGCUCUGUGUGCGGUAAAAGAUUCUAUGAUAAAAAUGACUUGGACAGACACUGUAGAAUACAUACUGGAGAGAAACCCUUUCUUUGUUCGAUUUGCAAUAAGAGUCUCUCAACAACGGACAGUUUAAAAAUGCAUAUGAGAACACACACUGGCGAGAAACCUUUUUCCUGUACAGUGUGUGGUUUACAGUUUAGACUAAAUCAACAUUUGAAGUUGCACACUAGGCUGCACACCGGGGAACAACCAUACUCUUGUUCAAUCUGCAACAAAAGGUUUUGUGACCGAACACAACUUGUAAGACACACAAAAACACACUAGUGAAUAAGCGUUACAUUGCUGUGGGUGUGAUGAAAGUUUCUAUAAGUAACAAGUUGACUAUCACAAGUGUGCCUUAAGUGCAAAUAAUUUGACAAAAUGUUAAAACAAAUUUCAAUUUUAUUCUGUAGCCAGGGCGUUUAUUUUCAUAUUGGUCGAUAGAACCCAACUUUACGUGGGAUACCCAUUUUGUAACAUGAUGAUUUGAUAUGAUAUCGAAUAUUAUCCCAGUAAUGCAAUACGUUUUGUGCUCUUUCUACCUUGAUGAAACUGAUGACAACUACUGGCCCUCUACUACCUUUUUAAUGUGUGUUUUUUUUUUAUAUUUUCAAAUGAAUCAAUCAUUCAUUCAAUAACCAACAUCACUUCCUUGCCUUCUCUCCCCCUCCCAGGAUGGGACGUUUCACCCCAACCCCUUUCUCCUCUCUCAUUCCUGAAAAUUUGUGUACUCAAACAAAUAUUAAAAAUAUCUUAAAUUAUC
Nerophis ophidion (straightnose pipefish) is the source of this 2443-nucleotide messenger RNA. Its product is annotated as zinc finger protein 260-like. Lineage: Eukaryota; Metazoa; Chordata; Actinopteri; Syngnathiformes; Syngnathidae. Gene Ontology annotation, biological process: regulation of transcription by RNA polymerase II. The record is from RefSeq and is a predicted model, not a curated record. Gene Ontology annotation, molecular function: RNA polymerase II cis-regulatory region sequence-specific DNA binding; DNA-binding transcription factor activity, RNA polymerase II-specific. Bases 67 to 1965 code for a protein of 632 amino acids. Gene Ontology annotation, cellular component: nucleus. The transcript is spliced from 3 exons.